Oryctolagus cuniculus (rabbit) is the source of this 4503-nucleotide messenger RNA. NCBI's taxonomy places the organism in Eukaryota, Metazoa, Chordata, Mammalia, Lagomorpha, Leporidae. The record is from RefSeq and is a predicted model, not a curated record.
UGAAACCCACACACAUCCACAUCGACACCAGGAAGGAGACCCUCUCCAAGCUGGGGAGCCUGCGUACAGCCUCCUGCAUCUACCUUUCCGGAGACGCUACCGCAAAGACACCGGCUCGAAAAUCCCAGAACCCGACUCCACGGCUCCUGGCUCGCCAACUAUGCCCAAGUCCGCCGCUAGGCUGUCGAGCGGGCUCUCCCGCGCCGCCGGACGCGCAAAGCACGCAUGCACUUCUCCCAGAUUGUUUUGUCAAUCCGGGGACCUGCAUUGGCACCCUGCACUCCCGCACGGCCCCCGUCUCCCCCAAAUCUACUCCUCGGAUGCAAGGUGAUGGACAGAAUUUGUUUACGAAAGACGUGACAGUGAUCGAGGGAGAAGUUGCAACCAUCAGCUGCCAAGUCAAUAAGAGUGACGACUCUGUGAUUCAGCUGCUGAAUCCCAACAGGCAGACCAUUUAUUUCAGGGACUUCAGGCCUCUGAAGGACAGCAGGUUUCAGUUGCUGAAUUUUUCUAGCAGUGAACUCAAAGUGUCGUUGACAAACGUCUCAAUUUCUGAUGAAGGGAGAUACUUCUGCCAGCUCUACACCGACCCCCCCCAGGAAAGUUAUACCACCAUCACAGUCCUGGUUCCACCACGCAACUUGAUGAUCGAUAUCCAGAAGGACACUGCGGUGGAGGGCGAGGAGAUCGAGGUCAACUGCACCGCCAUGGCCAGCAAACCAGCCACGACUAUCCGGUGGUUCAAGGGGAACAAGGAGCUGAAAGGCAAAUCGGAGGUGGAAGAGUGGUCAGACAUGUACACCGUGACCAGCCAGCUGGUGCUGAAGGUGCACAAGGAGGACGACGGGGUGCCGGUGAUCUGCCAGGUGGAGCAUCCUGCAGUCACUGGAAACCUGCAGACCCAGCGGUAUCUGGAAGUACAGUAUAAGCCUCAAGUGCAUAUUCAGAUGACUUACCCUCUACAAGGCCUAACCCGAGAAGGGGACGCGCUUGAGUUAACAUGCGAAGCCAUCGGGAAGCCCCAGCCUGUCAUGGUAACUUGGGUGAGAGUGGAUGAUGAAAUGCCUCAACAUGCUGUACUGUCUGGGCCCAACCUGUUCAUCAAUAACCUAAACAAAACAGACAAUGGUACCUACCGCUGUGAAGCCUCAAACAUAGUGGGGAAGGCUCAUUCGGAUUAUAUGCUGUAUGUAUACGAUCCCCCCACAACUAUCCCUCCUCCCACAACAACCACCACCACCACCACUACCACCACCACCACCACCACCAUCCUUACCAUCAUCACAGACACAACGGCGACGACAGAACCAGCAGUUCACGGCCUUACUCAGUUGCCCAAUUCCGCAGAAGAACUGGACAGUGAGGACCUCGCAGAUUCUCGAGCAGGUGAAGAAGGCUCGAUACGGGCGGUGGAUCACGCGGUGAUCGGCGGCGUCGUGGCCGUGGUGGUGUUUGCCAUGCUGUGCUUGCUCAUCAUUCUGGGGCGCUAUUUUGCCAGACAUAAAGGUACAUACUUCACUCAUGAAGCCAAAGGAGCCGAUGACGCAGCAGACGCAGACACGGCUAUAAUCAAUGCAGAAGGAGGACAGAACAACUCGGAAGAAAAGAAAGAGUACUUCAUCUAGAGCAGCCUUUUGUUUCAAUGAGGUGUCCAACUGGCCCUAUUUAGAUGAUAAAGAGACAGUGCUAUUGGAACUUGCCAGAGAAAUUCGUGUGUUUUUUUAUGAAUGGGUGGAAAGGUGUGAGACUGGGAAGGCUUGGGAUUUGCUGUGUAUCAACAAAAUGUUCUUUGAAAGUACGCUCUGCUGUUUGACACCUCUUUUUGGUUUUUUUUGUUUUUUUUUUUAAUUUGUAUUACUUCCUACCAAGUCAAACUUGGACACUUGGGUUGAGUUUCAGUAGAUUGCAGAAAAUUCUGUGCCUUGUUUUUUCGUUGGUUGUGUUCCUUUUAGUUUGCCUUUGUGCGCAUUUAUUUUUCCCAAAAUAUUUUUGAAAUUUUUUUUUUUUUCCAAAAUCUCCCCUUUUGGAACUUACCUGCUGGGAUUCCUUAGAAUCUUUUCCUCCCUCAACCCCACCCCCUUUGGUUUUUUUUUUUUUAAUUGUUUUAACUUCGUUUUAUUUUUGCAGUAACUGCUUUCUGUUCAAACUUCAGUUUCAUAAAAAGGAGAACCAGCACAGUUUAGAUUUCAUAGUUCAGAAUUUAGUGUAUCCAUAAUGCAUUCUUCUCUGUUGUCGUAAAGAUUUGGGUGAACAAUGAAAACUCUUUGCUGCUGCCCAUGUUGCAAAUACGUAGAGCAGUGAAGACUAGAAAAUUAGACUGUGAUUUCAGAAAAUGUUCUGUUUGCCGUGGAACUGCAUUACUGUACAGGGUUACCUGCAAGUGAGGUGUGUCACAAUGAGAUUGAAUCUGUCUUUAAUUCCGUAUCUGUAGACGGCUCAGUAUAGAAACCCCACGCUGUCCAGAAAGGUUUAGGGCAGAAAGGACGCCUUCAUUUUCAAUGCCCUAAACAGACCUGACAGGUGAGGUCUGUUCCUUUUAUGUAAGUGGACAAAUUUGAGUUGCCGCAGGAGGGGAAGUAGGGAGGGGGGGAAGACCGUUCUGCUCUGGUUAUUUCUGUUCCAAAUGAUCCCAUCCACCUUUCCCAAUCGGCCUGACUUCUCACUAAUUUGUAGGAAAAAGCAAGUCCGUGUGUUGUGCGAGUGACUGAAUGGGCCGGGUUUUUGGUUUUAUUUUUUUCUUUUGUGCUUAGUUAGGGAGGCAGUAGGAUGUGGCCUGCAUGUACUGUAUAUUACAGAUAUUUGUCAUGCUGGGAUUUCCAACUUGAAACCGUGUGAAACUUUCAUUCCUUCAGAUUUGGCUUGACAAAGGCAGGAGGCACAAAAAAGAAGGGCCGGUAUUGUUCCCACACUGGUCUGCUGUCCACCUCGGUUCUCGAAAGGUCAGCGCAGAGGUGGACAAGCAGCAGGUAGGGAUUUUCAGUUACUUAAUCAAAACUCCAAUGUGAGUGUUUUUAUCUUUUUACCUUUCAUACACUAGCCUUGGCCUCUUUCCUCAGCCUUAAGAACCAUCUGCCAAAACAUUUCUGAUCCUCGCAUGAUGGCAGCCAUAGCGCAUAGCUACUAAAAUAAGUUACCCUGGACACGACUUGGGUGGGGAGCCUUGGGGGAAGGGAGAGGAGUCGAGUUGCCGCUUAAGGUUCUUUUAAAGAAAGGUGGGGGUUUUUGUUUUUCACUGAAAUGUCUAGGAAAUCUAGAAGUCGUUCUGAAGGACGCAAACUAAACUCUUACCAUAUGUGUUGGUAAGGCUCCAAAUUCCAGAGAACAGUCCCUAUGGAAAGAUGGCAUCGAAAAAGAUAGAUCUCUAUAUAUAUAUAUAAAUAUAUAUUAUAUAACAUUUUCAGUGAGUAAUUUUGGAUUUUGCAAGGUGCAUUUUUACUAUUGUUACAUUAUGUGGAAACCUUCCGCUGAUUUAUUCAAGGGGAAAAAAAAGUGUCAACUCUUUGUUAUUUGAAAGCGUGUUUAUUUUUCUCGUCUUUAUUUUCAUCUUUGAUAGAACCAUUGCAAUAUGGGGGCCUUUUGGGAACGGACUGGUAUGUAAAAGAAAAAUCCAUUUUUUCGAGCAGCAUUUUGUUUACCCCUCUCCUAUCCCUAGGCACUUAACCAAGACAAAAAAAAAGCCACAGCGAACAUCCCUUUUUCAAUGGAUUUUAUAAUGUGCAGCUCUGCUCCGAGCCCUUAGCACCCAUCCUGACCAUAGUAUAACCAUGUCACAGGGUGAGAAGCAUUUAGCAUGUUGUUGAAAGAAUUUUUUUUUUGGUUCUUUUUAGAAAAAAAUGAAACAAACAGAAAAAAAAAAAAAACCUACCAUUGCUCACAGAAUUUGGCAUCUCAUUUUUUGGGACCGCCCGUCCUUCUGUUUUGAAAAGUGUACAGUAGUGCCGUGUUCCUGAUGUAACUUUAUGGCUUAUAAUGUUGACAUGUCUCAGGUUCAUGUGUUUCGAUUGGUGUUUUCCGUCUCAGGUAGAUUGCAAAGUGUAGGCCCCACACAUUGGAAAAAAAUAAUAAAACAAAGCAAAAACAGGAAAUUAUGGGUUUUAGUUGUAUAUUGGUUUAUGUAUUUUUCUUAAGUAUACAGUGCACUGUUUGAAAUGUAUUGUUGAGUAUUACUUUGUACAGGUUGAUCACUUUUUUUAGAGUGAAGAAAGAACAAACUUGUUUUUCUUUUUGUGUUUUUUAAAGGAAUAUAAAAUAAUGAAGGAUGUAUAAUUGAUGCCAAAUAAGCUUGUUCUUUAGUCACACCGGCGUCUUAUUUUUCCCUUUAGGCCAGUUCUGUUUUUAAGGUGUACAUGGACAAUGUUACAGUGUAAGAAACUCCAUAUCCAUAUGUUCUCAUUCGCAUUUUGUAUUGGUUCAUGUAUACCAUUUUUACAAAAAAAAAGAAAAAAAAAGAAGUACUAUAAAAUAUCUGUCUUCUUAAUAAAAAAAAUUAAUGUUACAAAGUGA